Blastomyces dermatitidis ER-3 is the source of this 595-nucleotide messenger RNA. RefSeq lists its product as uncharacterized. The record is from RefSeq and is a predicted model, not a curated record. The transcript has a single exon. Lineage: Eukaryota; Fungi; Ascomycota; Eurotiomycetes; Onygenales; Ajellomycetaceae. Bases 65 to 523 code for a protein of 152 amino acids.
CACCUCCCAAACCGCCUCCCAAACCGCCUCCCAGUCCCGCCUACGUAUUUCAUGGAGUUCAGCAAUGGAUGAAGCUAUGUUGUUGGGGCUGCUUGACGCGAAAAAGGAUGGCUGGGAAACAGACAAUGGAAAUUUCAAGACUUAUGGAUGGAAUAUGGCAGUUGAAGCAGUCCGACGUGCCACUUAUCAAACUGUCAAUAAAAACAAUCUCGAUAAUCGAUGGAGGAGUAAUAAACAUACAUGGCAGCUGUGGAUGAAACACAAGAAUCAGAUCUCUGGCUGGACUUGGUGUGCAGAUCGUGAGACUUACAUUAAUGACCCAGAAGUCAUGAAUGAAUAUUUCCAACACCAUCCAGAUAUGGUUAUAUUUCAACAUCAGGGGCCCGCGUUCCGAGAGCUGAAUGAGCAAUUGCUUGAUGGUAAACUUGCUACAGGGCAGUAUGCAGUUGGUUCUCGAGCUAUGAGACGGCAACUCGGUAUAGAUGAUGACUUGUAUCCUCCUUCAUCCUCUGCGUCAAAUUAACUGCCCCGGGUGUCAGGCACCACUGCAGACAGUCCUUCUCCAGAAAGAAAACGUUUGAGAAAGGGAAAAAAU